This is a messenger RNA of Humulus lupulus (European hop), 1759 nucleotides long. Its product is annotated as phytolongin Phyl1.1. NCBI's taxonomy places the organism in Eukaryota, Viridiplantae, Streptophyta, Magnoliopsida, Rosales, Cannabaceae. Gene Ontology annotation, cellular component: membrane. The record is from RefSeq and is a predicted model, not a curated record. The coding region runs from base 629 to 1468 and encodes 279 amino acids. The transcript is spliced from 2 exons.
UUGCUAUGUCAAAGUUGUAUAAGACACUUUAAUGGGAAUAAGUCUUCUUAUGUCAAAAACUUCAAUAUCAUUCAGCACUUGUCCCCCUUCAAAAUUUCAUCUCUCACUUCUUCACCCCACCUCUCUCUCCCCCUACGUAUAUAUAUAGCUUCUGAUGUCUCUGUUCGGCAGAACUUGUAUAGAACACAUACCGCGGGGAGGACUGUUUAGUGCUCCAGUGGGUGGCUGUGGCCCGGGCAGGUAUGAGGGAGUUUAUUGAGUACUUUAUUCUUCUUUUUGAAUACUUAUUUGAAGAACUUCUUGGGUAUGUAGUAGAUGCCUUGGAUAUUGUAGCCGACGAGCUUAUUGCAUUCCGUCUUGACUUUGGUUAUUUGCUUGGGGAUCUUGUUCGUUUUUUACUAUGUCGAAUUGCUUAAAAUAUCUGGAACUUUAGUUCCCACUCUAAAAGUUGUAAUCUUUUAUGAUUUUUUUGCCUCAUGAUGAUAUAGUGGACUUGUUGAGUGAAGUGGGUAUUGAGGCUUGUAAAAUAAAAUCGGUAUUUGAGAGUUGCUUUUAUAGUUCUGGACAGUGAAGUAUUUGGCCAAGUUGGUAGACUAUAAUUUUACGAUUUGAUUUAAUUGUUCUAGUAAUGGGUUCGAUUCAGAAUACAGUUUAUUACUGUUGUGUGGCGAAGGGUAGUCGGGUUCUCCAUGAACACAGUAGUGGAGAUCAUGAAAUGGAGAGUUUAGCUUUAUUGUGUUUGGAAAGAACUCCUCCGUUUCAUAAGUUGUAUUUUGAGACAAUGGGAAAGAGAACCUUUGGUUUUUUGAUUGAAGAUGGAUAUGUUUAUUUCAUGAUAGUCGAUGAGAAUGUUAGCAACCCUGGAGUUCUUCAGUUUUUGGAGCAUCUUAGAGAUGAGUUUAAGAAGGUAGCCAAAUGGGGUUCAAGGGGAAGUUUGUCAAGUAUGAACUCUAUUUCUGUACAAGAGCAACUACUUCCUGUUAUACGCCACUUGAUUUCGUCCUUAGAGAAUGUUUCCCAAGGAAGUAGAGGCUGGACAGGUGUUACCCCAUUGAUUCAUGCCGGUUCAUCUCCAUCGCCAAGUAGUGCAAAUGGGCAAAUUGAAGUUUCGACUUCCACAAAAGCUCCUUUAUUAGGCAAGUCUAGCAAACAAGAGAAGAAGGCAAAGGAUCAUGUAAUUGCAAUGAGAGAUGUUGAAUUGGAGGAGCAUAGGAAAUCAACAGAUCAUAGAGGAGUUAACAUUGAUUUGAAUUCAGCAACUUUAGAUUCUUCUAAUCACGGUGGAUCCAGUUCUUCAAUUCCUUUACAAAAGGAGUUGGGCUCAAUGAGGAUCAGAUCAAAUACUCCAAGCAUUCGAAAGAAGUGGUGGCGUCAAGUACGUAUAGUGCUUGCUAUAGAUGUUGCUGUCUGUCUGGUACUGCUCAUGAUUUGGUUAUUCAUCUGUCGUGGUGUUGAGUGCAUCCGUUGAAAGUUUUACACUUCUGUAUAAUUUAUAAAUGAUCGAGGCUUCACAUAAGAUUAAGAUUUCGAAAGUUGCUGGAUGUCCCUGUAUGUAAUUUAAAUCCCUGAAAAUGAUGAUCAUUUGGUCAUAGAGUCGGAAACAAGCUAUACUGAACUUUGUCAAUUAAAAUUUACCAAUUUGGAGUUGGAGGAAUGUGGUUUGAGACAUUCGUUGGUUGAGAUCGGAUUUAGAUCAUUGUACAGUUCUCAUAGCUUUUAUGCUAUAUGCAAAUGGAAAUUUUAUGAGAUAUUGGCAUCU